AUGUCCAUAAACAUUUGCAGAGACAACAAUGAUCCCUUUUACCGUUACAAGAUGCCUCCAAUCCAGGCCAAAGUUGAAGGCCGUGGUAACGGUAUCAAGACGGCUGUGUUGAACGUUUCUGACGUGGCUCAUGCGUUAAACAGACCUACUCCUUACAUUAUCAAGUACUUUGGGUUUGAACUGGGUGCUCAGACAAGUAUAUCGGUGGAUAAGGAUCGUUAUUUGGUAAAUGGUGCUCACGAACCCGCCAAACUUCAAGAUGUGCUUGACGGGUUUAUUAACAAAUUCGUACUGUGUGGCAGCUGUAAGAACCCAGAAACUGAAAUCGUAAUUACGAAAAAUGGUUUCCUUGUCAGGGACUGUAAAGCGUGUGGUAAGAGGACCGAGAUGGAUCUUCGUCACAAACUGUCGUCUUUCAUUCUGAAAAACCCUCCAGAGUCUAUGGAAGACUCCAAAAAGAAGAAGAAAUCUGCUACUGCGUCUGCUAACGUGCGUGGUGGUGGUGUUUCGAUUAGUGACAUCGCACAGGGUAAAUCUCAAUCUUCCGCUGCUCAAUCCAAAGCCGACGUGGACUCUGACGAUGACGAACUUGCACGUCAAAUCGCGGCUGCCGCGUCCACUCUAGAGAGCAUCGAGGUAAACAACGAUGACUGGGCCGUAGACAUGUCGGAAGAGGCCAUCAGAGCGCGCGCCAAAGAGCUCAGCGCUGCCAACGGCGACCUUGAUGAAGGUCUUUCCAAGUUGGACGAGUACGGUGAAUGGAUUUUAUCUAGCGAGGAGAUUCCAUCUGACGUGGAACUUUACAAAAAUGCUGCUGAUAUGGAAUUGUUGCAAGAACCCAAAUUAGCUGCGGUCCUGGCCCAAUCUUUGUUUGACAAAGACAUUGUCGAAGAAAUUGCUGACCACACUGCGUUCUUCAAGAAACUUUUCAUUGACGAGGAAUUUGAAAGAAACUUCCUUGGUGGUCUAGAAAGAUUCUUGGGUCUUCAGCACAAAGAGUUGAUCCCUUCUCUACCCAAAAUUUUGGUUCAACUAUACAACAACGACAUCAUAUCCGAGGAAGAGAUCAUAAGGUUCAGUACCAAGAGCUCUAAGAAAUUCGUUCCAAAGGACGUUUCUAAAAAAGUUCGCAGAGCUGCUAAGCCCUUCGUGACUUGGUUGCAGACGGCAGAAUCGGAAGAUGAAGAUGAAACUGACUAA
Molecule: messenger RNA, 1200 nt
Organism: Lachancea mirantina
Lineage: Eukaryota; Fungi; Ascomycota; Saccharomycetes; Saccharomycetales; Saccharomycetaceae
Source: the annotation of a GenBank genome assembly